CCCCUGUUAGCUUGAGCAAUGAGCUACGCACUUUUACCAGCAGGGGAGGUUUUUUUUUUUUUGCAUGGGUGCGUAAACAUCCUAGCGUGCUGAAGUACGUAAGCGGGAGUGCUACGCGCCGGAGCUGGGUGUGAAGAUGGCGGACGACGAGGCCGACCAGGUCCGCAGCUGUCGGAGCAGCACCAGCGCGAUUGGAGCUCUUAGGCAACGCUUGCAAGAACUGCAAGAAGUCCUGAUUAAAGACGGCACAGACUCGCCCGUCCAGUCAUCCUCCCGGUAUUGCCAAGACUUUUGUCGGACAUUAUUGGAGUAUGCAGGCAGCUGGAAAGUUGAGGACGACCCUCUUCCCUUGGUGGAAGUGUACUCAGUCUCCCUGCUGAGCUACGCCCAGGCCUCUCCGUACCUCUGCCCACAGUGUGAAAAUGUUCCUAUCGUGGUUGAAAGGCUUUCACUGAGUUUUCUGGAGCUUUUGCUUUCACUGAAAGAGAAUGUUCCAGAUGGCUUGUGGAAGGAAUUCAAGUCAUCUGUUCAGUGGGCCCAUGCCAAGCUACAGGAGAAUGGCAUCACUCAGCUCUCCAUGCUGGCUGUCAUGGCCCAGUACACUGGUGUGUGGACCAGCAGUGUCCUGCACAGCAUUCUGACCAACCAGGAGUCUCAGAGGGAACAAGUGGAAGAGUUCUUGGCUUUAGAGGGGCCUGUCCUAUUGGAGAUGAGAGUGAAGCAACUCAUAAAGGGGAACCACAUGGUACAGGCAUCGCUGUUAGCCAAGAUGUGCUGCGAGUACUCUGCCUUUGAGGGGAAGGGACACUUCAAGCAGAUGCACCUUGUCUGCCUCUGUGCUACCUCAGAACGGGAUCAGCUGAUGGAGGAGCUGUCUAAAGUGGACUGCCAUGAUGCACUGGAGAUGAUUUGUAACCUUGAAUCAGAGGGGGAUGACAGCGCGGCCUUCAGCUUAUGCUCCGCCUUCCUGACCCGCCAGCUUCUUCAAGGAGACGCCUAUUGUUCUUGGGAGCUCACAUUGUUCUGGAGCAAACUGCUCAAACGGCUGGAGCCCUCAGAGCAGGCCUUCCUGGAAAGAUGCCGGCAGAUGUCCAUAUUGUCCAAAACUGUGUUUCACCUACUGUUUCUCAUCAAGGUCAUUCAGUCAGAGAUUGACAACAUUGGACUACCAGUGUGCAUCGAAAUGUGCAUAAGGGCUUUGCAGAUGGAAUCAAAUGAUGGAAACACCAAGGCCUCUGUCUGUAAAACCGUUUCCUGUUUACUUCCUGCUGACCUGGAAGUCAAGCGAGCUUGCCAGCUGACAGAGUUCCUCCUGGAGCCCACAGUGGACUCCUAUUAUGCUGUAGAAACUCUUUACAAUGAACCUGAUCAAAAGCUUGAGGAAGAGAACAUGCCAGUGCCCAACUCGCUACGCUGUGAACUUCUACUGGUUUUUAAGACCCAGUGGCCUUUUGAUCCAGAGUUCUGGGACUGGAAAACCCUGAAACGCCAUUGUUUAGCCCUCAUGGGUGAGGAGGCCUCAAUAGUUUCAUCCAUUGACUUGCUAAAUGACUGUGAGAGCCCAGGGGACCUUGAGGCACUCAGUCAAGAAGGGUUCAGGGAUGUUACAGACUGCUUUGUCAAUGCCACUAAUGAGCUAAAGGAAAUCAAAGACAAGAGGCUAAAAAACAGAGAAGCAAAGAAACUGAGAGAAAAGGGUUUCAUAUCUGCCAGAUUUAGAAACUGGCAGGCAUAUAUGCAGUACUGUGUUUUGUGUGACAAGGAGUUUCUGGGUCACCGGAUUGUACGCCAUGCACAGACUCAUUACAAAGGUGGAAUCUAUAGCUGCCCAAUAUGUGUUGAGACCUUUACCUCAAAAGACACAUUGGUUCCCCAUGUAGCUUCACAUGUGAAACAGUCUUCCAAGGAAAGGUUGACUGCAAUGAAAACCAAUAUGAAACUGGCUAACCCCAAAACAACUGCUCCAGUUAUCGCAGCACUGAAGACCAAGACAGAAAAUCAGCUUUAUGCAAAGGACAAUAGUGAUUUACAAGGGCAUAAUGUAGGAUCAACACACACAGUCCAAUCCAGAGAAGCAGGAUUUAAGGUGGAAAGCAGUGAGGUAAAUAUAUGCCCUGUUGGAAACUGCAGAAAGAGCUUCAAAUAUUUAAAGAACCUACUAGCGCAUGUUAGGGCUCAUGGGGACAAUGAGGAGGCAAAGUGUUACCUUGAAAUGCAGAGCAAAAAGGUUGCUUGUCAGUACUGUCGUCGUCAGUUUGUUAAUGUCACUCACCUUAAUGAUCAUUUGCAAGUCCACUGUGGCACAAAACCUUACAUUUGCAUACAGUUGAACUGUAAGGCCAGUUUCCUGUCUAAUUCAGAGCUCCUCGUACAUAGGAAGGAACAUGCUGUAUUUAGAGCCAGAUGCAUGUUUCCAAACUGCGGAAAGAUUUUUAAUGAAGCCUUCCAACUAUAUGAUCAUGAGGCACGGCAUUAUAAAACAUUUACCUGUAAAGUCCCUGACUGUGGAAAGGUUUUCCAUUCUCAAACUCAGCUGGAUCUGCACCAGAAGGAACAUGCUACUAAAGAGACAGAAAGCCCAGCUUCUGGGCAACAGACUUCCCUAGAUUCAGACCUCGGGCCUUCACUGAUAGAACGAAUGCUCUCGGAUCUCACUCCCCUCACACAGGAGUUCUCCCAGGACUCAGAGAAUUGUAUCACAGAAAGCCCCAAUCAACUGGACCCUGAAAGGGUAGCAAAUUCCAUUGAGAGCUUUCUAACAUCAUCUUCUCAAGAUCCUGUGGAAACUUUGGGACAAUAUACCACCAAAAGUGAGCCCAGUCAGACACAAUGUUCAGAUAAUCCUGUUAUUCAGCCCUCCAUGGAUUCUAAUUUCUUUGACCCAAAAAGACAUGGAGAUAGCUCUGAGGGUCAUUCAUUUGGUUAUUUAAGUGCAGCUACACAAAGUCAAAUUGUACCGUCUUUUGAAGCUGCUACAAGUGACUUGUCACAUACCUGUCAUACAAAUGCAGUGCAAGGCCAUCCACAGGUGUUUUCUGGCAAUGAAAAUGCCGGGUCGAUGAUGUACAACUCUGACUGUAACAUAUCAUUGCCGGAACACUUCCAGGUCCUGUGUGCUGACAACCUGCUAGCGGCAGGCCCUUCCCAGAAUAGCAUACCUACACCUGUGUCACAACCACUUCCACCAGUAGUAACCCCCUUGCCACCCUCUGGAAAUAGAACCGAGAACUCAGUGAUAUACUUGAAUAAUUCAGCUCCCCCUGCAGGUGAGAAGGAGCGACAUCACUGUGCAUUUGAAACAUGCACAAGGCACUACAGCUCUUAUAGAAGUGUUACCAAGCACAUGAAAGCUGUUCACCCAGAAUUCUAUGAUCAAUGGAAACUGGCCAAGAGAAACAACAAGCCAUCACGGGUUGCACCAUUGAGCAUGCCGUCUGUCGUCAAUCCAAACUCUGUUGAGCCACUUCAGAACCAACAAGGCAAUGGCAUCUUGAUGCAAAGUGUUCAGCGACAGAACACUAUCCAUCCACCACUAUAUCCAAACAUGGUUGGGAGUUCAAACUAUGCUGCCAUGCCUUCCCAUCCCCUACCUAUACAAAACCAGAAUGGCCCUAUACUCAUGGAAAAUAUCUUAAAUCCAAUUGUUCUCUCUCAGUUAGGAAGCUCUCAUACCGUAUUACCAGGUCAAGUAGCAACAACUGAGCAAUGGCAUUCAACACCUGAAAAUGGACAAAUUCCAAACUCCUCCCAGGUCUAUCCGUCUAACAUACAAAUGCUUCCACAAACGGAUUCUCCUGGUGACGCACUGUCACUCUGUAUUCCAUCAUGCCCUAAUAUGGGAUCCAGUGUGAGCAGAUCAACAGAGCCCCUGCCAUCACCACAGAUUGAAAACAGGUCCCAGUCUUUGCUGCCCUCUUACAUGAACAGUACAAAAGGUUUAUCUCAUCAAGUAGGAGAUUGUCUUCAACACUAUACAUCACAAGCACUAAGCAAUUCUGUCUCGAAUCCCGUAGCCCUAGAAACAACAACAAAGACAACGCAUUUAAUGCAACCUAUGCAGUCAGAUUUGACACCCUCAAGUUGCACACGCCAAGCAAACCGUAAAAGAGAAAAUAAUGUCACUUCUGAAAACUGUCCUGCAGCUCCAAAGCGAAGAAACAGUAGAACCAAGUGGCCUGCCAUUAUUAGAAAUAACAAAUUUAUUUGUUGCAGGUGUUAUAGAGAAUUUACCAGUCCUAAGUCCCUUGGGGGCCAUCUGUCCAAGCGUUCACAUUGCAAACCAUUUAAUGAGCCAGUUCAAGGUGCAGAGUUGCCUGUUUCAUUUCUUGAGUUCCUCAAUUCAGAGCAGACGGUGAACAACUCUCAGCCACAGUCAUCUUAUCCCUCUGCAGUAUAUCAGGAGACACCUUGUCAGUCGGUUACAAGUGGUUCAACAAGCCCAAAAGAUUUUGCCCCACCUAUUUAUUCCCAAGCUGAUUUGCCAUCAUUUGGCAAUGAGGAACCAAAUGAUGAUAUUCUUAAGCAAAUCAUGGCUGAUGCAGAUAUGGCUGAUCUGUUUGAGCCACCAGCUGUUACUCAGCAGAUGUUCCAAAAUCCAUGUGGUCCCUAUGGAGCUGUUGAGCAUUUGCCAGAGAGAUCAGUCAUCCAGCACACUGGCAACAUCCAGAUGAGGAAGGAGGAUGAAUCUUACACAUCUCAUUACCCUCAGUCUUGUGUAGCUGCAUUUACUAGUAAUGACUUCCCUGACCCACUUCUUUCUCAGAUCCUGUCAGACGGCUCACCUGCUGGCCCUCAUAGUAACCUUCCCAAAAACGAGGUUAACUCUGGAGGGGUGAUCAGCACUGGGCACCUCUCAGCAAUGAAAGGGGUGACACCAGAUAUCAUCUCAAAUCUGGGGAAGCAGGCACCCUGCCCUGAUUCCCAGCAGGGUCCAGCAUCAACAAAUGACAGUCAAGCUGAGACACAGAAGAAGGGUGCCAAACAAAAUGUGAAGAAGAAAUUGCGGGAGCAGAUUUUGGCUGGGGACUUUCAACGUAGAAAAACUUUACGUCAUACAGUCAACGCUGACCCUAACACCAUUUCCAAAAGUCCGGUGUCAUUUGGUCCAGCAUUACAUAUUUCAAAAAACAGUGGACAGCAUCAAAUCCCUGAAGAUUCAAAGAAUGGCACAACUGCUGGGGAACACACUAUUCAAACAAACUUCGUAACCACUCCUGCCUCCCCUGAUGAUAUUCAGCAACUGCUGAACACAGAGAGUUUUACUCAUUUCAGAGAACCCUCAACCCCGUGUGAGAUACUAACCCCAAUCAGCAUAGUUGCAAAUGAUGGAGAUAUUGAGCCUACUCAGUCAUCUGCAAGCCCACAACAAUGGAUCAUAGAAAUUCAGAGUGCAUUUGAAAAGCUUGACUUGGUCAGAGAGACCUCUGGUCAGACAUCCUCCUCCAUGACACCAGUUGGCAAUAAUGUGCGCAGUGAGACAGAGUCAGCAAAGGUCAAUUCCCUUACCACAGUUUUCUCCGCAUUUGUCAAGCCGUUUGCUUGUGAAAAUGACAACUGCACAUUUAGGUCCAUGUCAGCGGAUGCCCUUUUUAAACAUCUCAUCAGAAAUCACAAUUACUCACUUCCCAUGAUAAAUUCUUUUAAAAAAAGAUAUGGUAAAUUUGCCCCUUUCAGCUGCCAAAAAUGCAGUAAAGCAUUUACCCGUAAUUCAAACCUCCGCGCUCAUUAUCUGUCAGCUCACAGAUUGUCUUUUGACGAAAUAGCAUCUCUAGACAUAAAGAGCAAGCUGGCCAGAGCUGUGAGAAAUCCCCGUUACCAAAAACAGCCAAUCAGUGGUGGAAACCCAGCUCCAGUGGCUUGUGAUAGUAUGCCUUCUCAUUCGUUAACACAGGAGGGCAUGCCUCCAUAUUCACAUCGAGAUGCAAAUAAAAAAGAAUAUCCAUCACCAGCUUUUGGACAGAAUUCCAGCACAAGCUUAAAGAAGCAGAGAUUGCAUGAUGACAAUCACUCCACAGGAAUUCAUCCCCUACAAACAGUUGCCAUGCACAAUCAAGAUUUGGCAUCCACACUGAAGCCACAAGGCUACACAGAGGUUUUAUCACCCCUGCAAGAAGGCCCUGGUGCAGAACAAUUGUCAGAUAGACAGCAUAGACCCCUCUCUAAAAGCCCAACUCAUUUGCCUGCGCAACAAGCUGCAGCCCAUUCACAGAAAGUGUCAACUGUGACUACCCAAGAUAUCUCUGCUCCCCCUCAAGCUAGUGUGCCUGAGUCUCCAGACAAACAAUCCAACAUCAACAAGCAGAACUUGGUAAAAAUGAACUUUGAGAAUCCAAACUUAGAAGUAACUAAGAAGGCAAAAGAGAAAAAACAAGAGUCAAAUAAUGGCUUUAACCCCUACAGACCUUAUCGCUGCGUACAUCAAGGAUGUGUAGCAGCCUUUACAAUCCAGCACAAUUUAAUUCUCCACUAUAGAGCCAUUCAUCAAACUGCUCUGUCAGCACUGGGGGUAAACAAAGAGCUGGAUCAACCUGAGGCACUGAAUGAGUCAAAAGACCAUGAAGAGGAGGAACCUGAGAGUGAGAUCAACCAGGUCUCAGAAUUCAGAUGCCAGGAGAAGGACUGUUCACGAGUUUUCCAACAAUUUCCCAGCCUUUUGCAGCAUUACCUCCAGCUCCACAAAUUCAGCUUGGAAAAGGUUGGUGUUCUCCUUUCCCACAUCAACCUCGGCAGGUUUGCUUGCGAUCAGCAGGGAUGUACAGCAUCUUUUACUGCUUUCUGGAAGUACAUUGGACACAUCAAAGAAAAGCAUGAGAAUGUGCAACUCUCAAAACCUGAACAGACAAACACGCUAUUCAGGUGUGAUGUUGAAGGGUGUGACCGCACAUACACCACAAAGUCCAACUUGCUCAGACAUACGAUGAAAAAGCAUCUUGAAUUUUACCAGUUAAAACUGAUGAAUGAGCAGAUAACAAAAGAGGACGUGAAGCCGAACUCCAAGAGCUUGCACUACCAAAUUAACAAGACAAGCAACGGCAAAGAGAACAUUGAGAGCAAUAAAAAGAUCUUGCAGAAGGGAAGUGACAAAAGGAGAGUCGACAAGGCAAAAAGCAAUCACUGGACUCAAUAUGGAAAGCCCUCUUUAAAAUCUAAAGAAGAGGCAUCUGCAAUGUGCACAAAAAAAUUUACUCUGCAGUACCCCUGUUUGAUAAAGGGUUGCGAAUCUGUUAUGAAUUCAGAGCGAAGCGUCAUUAAACAUUACAUAGGACAUGGGCUCCCGGAGAAGUACUUGGAGGAGCAAAGGAGCCACUUCAUAUUCUGCAAAAAGCUUGCCAGACACAGGUGUCAUUCAAACCAGAGUGAUGACUCCAAAUCUGAUACCACCGAUCUGUCAGAGACUGAAGAUGUAGACAACACUGCCAUAGAAGUAAGCAAGUAUGAAUAUUCCAAGCCUGUCUUGCGUAAAAGAGUUACCACGGGGAUCUAUGCCAGCAAACAGUCAAAUGACGAAAGUUCAGAACCCAGUUCUGACAACUCUGUAGUGAUCAAACGCAAAAGGGGGCGUCCGCGAAAGCUGAUCGAAAAAAUUGUGAAACGCAAGAGGAUGCCGAGGUCGUCAAGAGGUCACGUUGUUUAUCACAGGGAUGAAGAAUCGGACUCCUCGUCCUGCCCUGCCAUGAUACAGGAGGACAAGACUGAGCAGAGUGCUCCCUUAACAGCUUUUAAACCCAUGGGAUUUGAAAUGUCUUUCUUGAAAUUCUUGGAACAAUCCAACCAAUCGGUAUAUCACUUGAAGAGGAAAAUGGAGGUGCCAGGAAUAUUAAAACAGACAUCCAGUUCAUAUUCACACACCAAAGAAACCUGGGUUGAGUUCAGCAACCGUCAAAAUUUAAAAUCUCUGGAUAAGGUUAGAAUUAUUGUUGAUGGGGCCUAUUCAGAUGUCACUGAGCUACUGCUGAAACAAUUGCAGGAUAUGCGACCCACAGUGAUAUUGGAAAAAAAUGACUAGCAUUUUAAUUUUGUUCUUUUCUUUUACAAUAGCAUCUCAGGAGUUGAAAGAAAGGCUCUUGCUGCAGACUGGUAUUUAAAAUUAUUCAAAGGCAAUGAGUUUUGAAAAUAUUCUUUAUUGUUGGCUCUGUAAAAUUGCCGUCUUUUUAUAGAAAGUUGUAUAGCAUGUUUGUAUUUAAGGACUACUAAAUCAACUGAAAGUCAUGAAAAUGGUGAAGAAAGCCAAACUGGACACCGAUUUGAUAUAUAUCCCUAUGGGACUACUCUUAGACAAAUUGACACUCAAAUGAAAUAUGAUAAUGUGUAAAGUAUGACUUGAAGAUGCGGAAAAUUGUGAUUGUGUGUGUAUAUACUGUUUUGAAUCAACUACUGCCACCAGCAGUCUUAAUAUAAUUUAAUAAUACAGACCUUUCUCCUAUUUUGCUGCUUUUAAUCGGUUUUUCAACUGUGCAAGUUGUAUUUGAUUCUGAUAGGUUUGACACCACCCAGUUUCUAAAUGUACCUUAUUUAGUCCAGGAAGAUUGAGUAAGUUGGUGACCGUGAAUAAACCUCUCCCAACUUCAAAUGUUUUGAAAAUUAGGCUUGUGAUUAAGACAGUGAACAACAGACUCAAGAUAUGUUGGACCCUAUAGGAUACUUUUUCUCUUUUUUUUUUAUUUACUUAAGAUUACAAAAAAUAAUACCAAUAUUCAUCUAGAAUAAUAUCAAGUGUGAGCGCAGGCCCGGGCCGAGCUGUUUUUGGGGGCCCCCCCAAAAAACAUAAAAGUCAUGUCCAUCUUUGCCAUUUCAUUUCUUCACUUUAAGUCACAACUCAAGUCACAUUUACUCAUCGAGCACAGUUAACAACCACCGUUAACCAAAGUGUUGUACAAUAAAACAUUUCAAGUGAUUAAGGCGUUGUACAGCUGCUUAGUACUUUGGUGUCUGGUGUAGGGACAGUUUCUUAUUCAUGAUUGCUAACCGGACUGUGUUGACCAUGGAGAAGGUAAAUCUGGAUUUUGAAAAAAAAAAAAAUUAAAAGUAACCAAAGA
Molecule: messenger RNA, 9035 nt
Organism: Lampris incognitus (smalleye Pacific opah)
Lineage: Eukaryota; Metazoa; Chordata; Actinopteri; Lampriformes; Lampridae
Gene: znf292b
Product: zinc finger protein 292b
Exons: 8
Coding region: 137-8005 (2622 amino acids)
Biological process (GO): regulation of transcription by RNA polymerase II
Cellular component (GO): nucleus
Molecular function (GO): DNA-binding transcription factor activity, RNA polymerase II-specific; DNA binding
Source: RefSeq, a predicted model, not a curated record